Messenger RNA from Lycium barbarum (goji berry), 1382 nucleotides. Its product is annotated as protein RADIALIS-like 3. The transcript has 2 exons. The coding region runs from base 184 to 453 and encodes 89 amino acids. Lineage: Eukaryota; Viridiplantae; Streptophyta; Magnoliopsida; Solanales; Solanaceae. Gene Ontology annotation, molecular function: DNA-binding transcription factor activity. The record is from RefSeq and is a predicted model, not a curated record.
UUGCUACAACCAAACAUCUUUUGUCCAGCUUAUAAGGAGCUAGCUAGCUUAGUAUUAUUAUCUUGCCCAUAUCAUUCACUUGAGCACUUGACCUUAAGUGAGGUAGCUCUGUACUUCUCCCCAGAGCUUCUUCUCCUUUUUCAAAACCUCUAGCCAAAUUAAACGAUCGAGUAUUAAUCUUUAAUGGCCUCGUGGACUGCAAGGCAAAACAAGAAGUUCGAAGAGGCUUUGGCUUUAUAUGACAGGGACACUCCUGAUCGCUGGCAUAACAUUGCCAGGUGUGUAGGUGGAAAAUCAGCAGAGGAAGUGAGGAGGCAAUAUGAGCUGCUUGUGAAGGACAUCAGGCAAAUUGAAAAUGGCCAAGUACCUUUACCCAAUUACACAGCCGCUGAAAGCAAUAGCAGAGGUUAUGCCAAUGAACAUAGGCGUCUGAAGAACCUGAAUCUACAGUGAGAACAGACUUGCAGCCAGGCUAAAUAACAUCACAAAGUUCUCCAUUAAAUGCGAAAGCAUAUGUUGUCAAUCAAUGUAUAAGUUUUAGGGUAGGCAUGAUUUCUGUUGAAGAUGUUGUCAAAGCGGUGAUGGAUCAACAAACUGGAGAAGUGAAGCAACUGAAUCAAUUUAUCCGCGGAGAUUACUACUGAAAGAAUAUUUAGCAAAGCUACUUAACAUCAAAACUUUGUUUGUAGAUACAUGAAUGCUAAUACUAAAACAAUACUAUCGUUUUCUCUGUGUAUUUCUUGAUAUAGCUGCUAAACAAUUUCUUCUGCCAACAAGAAAUUAAUUUGCAGAUCAUGACUUGAUGAAAUGUAUUAGGACAGCAUGGUGUCAAAUUGUUAAUAAGAUCUUGUAGACAUCGAAAAUUUUAGUUGAAUUAAUCCAUAGAAAAUUUGGAUUAAGUUCUAAGCUCAUGUUGACCAAGUUAAAUUUUGGUUAAUAAAGUCGGAUUAAUUACUUAAGUCAAAAUUACAUGACUUGAACGAAAUCCAAAUUACAUCUGGGUUAAUCCAUUAAGUUAGGCCUCUACAAGACGAGUCCAACCCACAUCUUUCUAGCCCAAGGUACGCUAGAAUUUCUUGGAGACCAAAAUACCCCCAAGCUCUAGUUUACACCUACAUAAAGGGGUCACAUAUCCCAUUUUGAAGACAUCUUAACAUCUUGAAAUUGACACACCGUCUUGACUAAAGGCAAAGGAGAGCAACGACAUCCACUGUAGUCUUCUCCAGAGGUCUUCAACAAGAAGGAGAAUUCGAGAGACUUCUUUCCUCAAGAACAAUCCAAAGUGUUGCUCAAAGUUUUUUCCAAGAUUCAACACAUAAACAAGAAGUCCAUCAUUCAUUCAAAAAAGACGCUACACUGGUCAUCCAAUGAAGGCGAACAAC